UCGGUGAGGGACGCUGCUGAUUCUGGUUUUAGGGAAUUUGAAGUUGGAUUUAUAAAGUUAAAGUUUUUAGACGGAUGAUUAACCGAAACGCUUAGGAUGUUUGCCGCUGCUUUUCGUGUCCUUAGUAACCUUUAGUGCUGGUGAGCCAUGUCAUGGCAGGAAGUUACCAGAAGCCGGUGGUAGUGUGUUAGUGCAAACAUUUUCGCCGGCCUGGGCUGUUCCUUUUGUCUGACAGGAGAGGCAGAGCGUGCUCUUUUGUUUGGGAUCUUUCUUUGUUUAACGGUUAAAUAUAGAUAGUGUUGUGGAGGUCGCCUUAAGUUGAACUGAUUUUGAAACAUGCAGUACAUGAAGAAGUAUUUCACAGAAGGUCUUAUUCAGUUUACGAUCCUACUUAGUUUGAUAGGUGUUCGCGUGGAUGUCGAUUCCUAUUUGAACGGCUACUUCUCGCCAUUAAUAGAGACUGACGGAGGACCAAGUUCAGCUUUUGUACAGACGCCGUUUCACCGUUAUCGGGACACCGCGGCUGGUCAUCAGGUGCAUCCCAAAUGUCCAGAGCUAGACUACUUCACGAGCCGCAGAUUGUUGAAUGAAGUUCGCGCUCUUGGAUCUCCGGCCCGCUUCCCCACGCGCCUGAGCGCGUGGCUACUGCAGCUGGAUGGAGCUGAGGAGAAUAACGGUAGCACAGACACCGACCAACUAAACCAAGAAAGCCUUGGAAACGAAGCUGACACUGGCCCCGAAGCAGCUUCCAAUCGAGCACAAGAGGAAGUUGUGAAAGAUGAGGAUGAAGAGAUCAGUCUUGAUUCACUGAACCAGCUCGUUCGCAGCUCCUCACUGGAGCAAGAGGGUGUGUUUAGUAGCAGUGCCCUGCCUCCCCCUCUGUCUGAACUUCAGCCUCGCUGGCAGGACCUCCUGGCAGACUUUGAUGAUUUUAACUCAUUGGUUCCACUGCACAUGUCAGAUCUGGAUGUGAACCUUGCAAAUCCCAUUAGCUACAAUGCCAGCCUUCAAGAUGCCAUGGUAACCAGUGGUGUGGAUUACACAUCAGCUCCAACCAGAGGUCGAGCACAGAUCACACCGGACCAUGGGGCAUCCCUCUUCAACCUAGAAUCAACUAACUUCUCCCACUCAGACACGCCUCCAGCAGCAGCUGGACUUCUGGCUUCACCUCUUUUCUACUUACCAGGCAAUAGGUCUCACAAUGACACCUCCCACUCUAGGGUUGGAGGUUAUCUGGAUGAGGCUGUGUUUGAGCAGAUCAGUCUGCUGGGUCUGGAGGGACUGAACAUGGAUUCUGAGCUGCUGAACAGAAUGGAAGGUGGAAUGCAUCCACCUUGGCUAGAGGAUGUUGACUCUGACUCAGGUCUGUCACUGGAGAGCAGGUCUCGAAGCCCAGCCUCUACGUUUGCCUCGUCCUCUGAUUCGUUUUGUGAAGAUGAGGGCGGAGCCACGGGCUAUAGCAGUGAAGUGGAGUCCAUCUCUAACAAGGGUGGGGGUUGUGCAUCAGAAUUCUACCACUGGUCACCAGUAGACUUCAGUGAGAACAUCUGGCAUGACCACACCUACUCAGUCCAGUUGCCUGAAGACCACACACCUUAUAGCUGGGCUCCGCCUCUCAAAGGUAUUAAAGAGGAAGUGAUGAGUGAGGAGGAAUCUGGACCUGAAGAGCUAAGCCGGGAUGAGCGCCGCCUGCAGGCAUUGGGCUUUCCCUUCUCUGCUCCCCAAAUUGUUAACAUGCCAGUAGAGGACUUCCUGGAGCUGCUGGAGGGGCGAGGUUUGUCUGUGUCUGAGAUCGCACUACUGCGGGAUGUGCGCAGGCGUGGGAAGAACAAGCUGGCUGCGCAGAACUGCCGCAAGAGAAAGCUGGAUGCCAUCCUGGGUUUACAGGGUGAGGUGGAGGGCCUUUUGGCUCAGCGCGAUGCCCUCUUGCGCGAGAGGGCCCAGACCAGCAAGGCCCUGUCCUCAGCAGCAGAUGGUUUGGAGGCGCUCUCGCGGGACGUACUGAGUCAGCUGAGGGAUGAGUACGGGCGGCCCCUGAGCCCGGAGCAGUACAUCAUCCACUGUGGCGCCAAUGGACGUGUGGCAGUCCGGCCUCGCACAAACACAAGAACAAACACAACUGAGGCCAAGAAUGCGAAGAGGAAGAAGGACAAAAAACACUGAGAGACAAUUUGUGUAUGCGUGUGUGCAUGCAUCCGUGCAUGUGUGUGGGGCCUGAAUAUGUGCAUUUCGAAAGGGCUACAAGGACUACUGAAUAUUCUUUCCUGAGGUUGGCUGUUGCUGAAUAUUUGUUUUCCUCUGAGUUGUUCUUGGCUUCACAGGAGAAUUGAAAGACUGUAAGUGAUUUUAACAUUACAGCAUAACGGUGCACUUCUCUACUGGAAAGAAAGUAGCAAAAACACUGGACAUGUAGAGCAUUGUCUCUGAGGUUAUUUAAAACAACAACAAAAAAAACGACUAUCCCUGUUUUGCUUUGUUUGAAAAAAGAAAUUAGUUAACAUGAAUUUCUUUAGAACUAUAAAAAACAAUAGUAAAAAUACUGAGAGGCAUAUGGUCACUGGUUGACAUUGCCAAAGCAUAAAAUAAAAUAAAUAUGGGUGGGUUUUUUGUUUUUUUUUUUGUUUUUUUUUGUUUUUAUAUAAAUAACUUAACUGCCCAUAGUCAUGGAUGACGACAUUUCAUUUAAUGUUUUUGUAAAUUAAUAAUAACUAUAUACUGCCCCUUACUUUGUAUGAAUCAGAGUGAAUCAUAUUGCAGGUACCUAUAACCAUAAUGGCACAAUUGCAUUUUGUAAUCUUGCUCUGCUCAAGUCAGUGUAAACAUGAAUAACACUUGUGUUACAGGCAUCACUGCACAAAUCACUUAUGCACUGAUGUAUACUUAUAAUUACUCUGCACCCAUUUACUUGGCUUGCAGUUCUUCUGUCCAGAUUAUACACAGACAUGACACUUACUUUUAUGCGGUCAUACUUUAAUUAUUCCACUUGCUGGUUUUUAUUUGGUUUUAUACACAAUUAACAUUUGCCAUUUUGGAAUAUUCAGUUGGCAUUUUACUGUACUGUGUUUUUACAAUGCUGCAUCUUUUGUGUUUUUGAUAUGUGUUGAUGUUUCAUGUGUAAUGCCACUAAUGUAUUGUAACAUUUUUUUGAAAAUACCUGACUCACCUGAAAGCAUCAGCAAAAUGCCUUGUCCCAAAUUAAUAGAAGCAAUUAGAGAUGUUUGCUAGGACUUUGUAAGCUCAUUGACUGUUGAGUUGUGUUGAUUUGUUCUACCUCAUAAUGACCACUAGGUCACCAAAGUUUAAAAAACAAAACAAAACAAAAAAAAAACAUGGAAAGGAAGAGGACCCCUCCUGCUUUUGUCAUGUAUGAGAACAAUUGGUUGUAUCACAUACAAAUUACCUUUUUUAAUGUAAGCCAAAAUCAUGUUUUACUUAACUUCUCUUUUUUUUAAUUAAUAAAGGAGGAACAAAUGGUU
Molecule: messenger RNA, 3476 nt
Organism: Electrophorus electricus (electric eel)
Lineage: Eukaryota; Metazoa; Chordata; Actinopteri; Gymnotiformes; Gymnotidae
Gene: nfe2l3
Product: nfe2 like bZIP transcription factor 3
Biological process (GO): regulation of transcription by RNA polymerase II
Cellular component (GO): nucleus
Molecular function (GO): RNA polymerase II cis-regulatory region sequence-specific DNA binding; DNA-binding transcription factor activity, RNA polymerase II-specific
Source: RefSeq, a predicted model, not a curated record